Messenger RNA from Trichoderma citrinoviride, 4482 nucleotides. Its product is annotated as RGS-protein. Gene Ontology annotation, molecular function: phosphatidylinositol binding; tRNA (guanine(46)-N7)-methyltransferase activity. The transcript has 4 exons. The coding region runs from base 1 to 4482 and encodes 1493 amino acids. Gene Ontology annotation, biological process: tRNA modification. Lineage: Eukaryota; Fungi; Ascomycota; Sordariomycetes; Hypocreales; Hypocreaceae. The record is from RefSeq and is a predicted model, not a curated record. Gene Ontology annotation, cellular component: intracellular membrane-bounded organelle.
AUGGGAAAUCAAGCCAAUAAGAAAGAGAGGCGAGAUCGAUUCAGGGAGAGAAGAGGCCAAGAUGGCGUCGUUUUGCUGCCCCGGAAAAAGCUCUACCGCCAGCGAGCUCAUGCAAAUCCUUUCUCAGACCAUCUAUUAGAAUACCCAAUCUCGCCUGAGCAUAUGGAUUGGUCGUCGUAUUACCCUGCUUUCGUGGAUGAAGAAGCGCCAAAGGAGGAAUCUAAGCCUCCACGCAUGAAGCAGGAUGUUGAGGUUGUCGACAUUGGAUGUGGCUUUGGAGGUCUGCUCGUCGGUCUCGCUCCAGUUCUACCGGACAAGCUCAUUCUCGGUCUGGAAAUCCGCACCACAGUAACACAGUUUGUGCAGGAGAGGAUAUGGGCAUUACGCGCACAAAACGAAGGCAAGCUAUAUCAAAAUGCGGCUUGCAUACGCGCAAACACGAUGAAGUUCCUGCCCAACUUCUUCAAGAAGAGCCAGCUGAGCAAGAUAUUCAUAUGCUUUCCGGAUCCGCACUUCAAGACGAAAAAGCACAAGGCACGGAUCGUUUCAACAACUCUCAACUCCGAGUACGCUUACGCCCUACGUCCCGGCGGCAUCAUCUAUACAAUCACCGACGUCGAAGCGCUGCACGAGUGGAUGGUAGAGCAUCUUGACGCGCACCCUUCCUUUGAGCGUGUUAGCAAAGAGGAGGAGGAGAGUGACGAGUGCGUCAAGAUUAUGCUGAGCGAGACGGAGGAAGGCAAGAAGGUGGAGCGGAACAAGGGACAUAAAUUCGUAGCCCUAUUCCGCCGUAUGGAAGAUCCUCCGUGCUCCAGCCCCAUACAUGCCGCCGCCGCUUCCUCGCUCACCGCGUCUUUCAACAAUGAUGCUCAGCAGGCGACUAUGGCCCUGAAGCGAAGAGAUGCAGUGCUUGCUGGAGUGGCCUACUUCAUCGCCUGGGGCUACGCCGUCAGCUGCUUCUCGGCGCUGCGCUGGGUGGGAUAUGCCUUCGUGGGCGGUAUCGUCAUCAGCUUGCUCUCGCUUAUCGCGGCUCUCGUCCUGACCACACAGCACCCUCACAGCGAUCGACAGCCACGGCCAACCAGGGUUUCGUUUCUCAGCUCGCAGAGAUGGCGCGCCGAAGCAGAAGCACUGCGACAACGACAAGCGUACCACAGGGAGCCCCUCGACCCGAGCUUUCCUCAGGCGUCCCGAGCUCUCGACGAGCUCCUGGAGCUGAUCCUCCGCGACUUUGUCCGCUCAUGGUACUCUCACAUCAGCCAGAACCCGAUAUUCGAAAACGAGGUGGACAAGGCCAUUCGGCAGGCACUCCUCAGCCUGGUGGAUUCGCUGCGCAACAAGGACCUUGCUGAUGUCGUCACGAGCCGUUUUGUGCCCAUUCUGACGGCCCAUUUCCACGACUUCUACGAGGCAGAGAAAGCCGUGCGAGGAAGGAAGCUGAACCGAUCCGUCACCGAGUCUGAAGAGCUUGAUCUUGCCAUUGCGUCCAAGUUCAGAGAUGGCAAGCUACAUCCGGCUGCUUCGCUCUCUUUUCCGGACACCAAGAUGGUCCAGCAGGAUUACCUACGAUCGUUGGUAGAACGGCUUCUGCCCAAACUUCUCUCCAAAAAGCUGCUCUCCAGCCGGGCCGUCUCCAUAGUCGUGCGGGAGAUUGUAGGCUGCGCAGUCUUGUUCCCCGUCGUCCAGCUGCUGGGCGACCCUGACACGUGGAAUCAGCUGAUAGAGAAUCUGGGCCGCUCGAUGCUUCAAGAUCGAUCUACCGUUCGCAAGCUCAGGGCUGCGCUGGACCAGCACGCUUCUCCUACUCCGAAAUCCAACAAGAUGGCCAUAGCACCGCGGCUGGCUCCUGGGGACAAUGAGCGUAAAUUUGAAAAGUUCAUUCGCGCCAUCCGCAGGGUCGCCAACCUCUCUGACGCACGGCGAUUCCGCAGCGAAGUCGCCAGUCAACUCAAACGCGACUCCUUACAGGCCAAUCAGGAUCCAGUCUAUCUGCGUCGACUGGAGAUGGGAAAGCGACUUCUGGAUGAGAGAGUGCAUCACUUGGCGGCGGGAGGCAAUCGCCAUGCGCCUCUGCCAGCUCCCUCUGCAACGCCUGGGUCUACCUCGAAGCUUGAAAACGCCUCUCUCGUAGAGUUGUUACGCGAUCCGGCAGGUUUAUCAUACUUUAUGGAAUACAUGGACCGCCAGCGUUUGAUGCCCCUGGUUCAGUUUUGGCUCGUCGUGGAUGGCUUUCGCAACCCCCUGGAAGAUGACGGCCAAGACGACGAGCUCCCUUCUACAUUGCCCAUGUGGACAGAGUCGGACCGCCUAGACUUGCUUCAAAUCCACCAGGCGUAUCUCUCCAAGCCGGAACUCAACGUACCGGAGUCAGCCAAGAAGGCUGUCAAGGAAUUUCUCCAAGCUGGUGUAUCUGCCACGCCCGCCGAGUACUACAAGGCCAGGAGAGCCAUCCUGAGAGCCCAGAGUGCAGUAUUGGAAAUGAUGCGCUCUCGAUACUUUGAAGGGUUCAAGAAAUCAGACUUAUACUACAAAUGCCUCGCAUCGCAGGAGAUGUCGCGUGCUACCAUGUCGCCACCGCCCCCUUCUCACCAGAGUCCUUCUACAUCAAACAGAGCUCAAUCAUAUCAGUCUAAGCCCAAGCCCACCGCACGGUUUGCUCCGCUGCCUGCGGGCCCAUCCAGACGACUCUCUGGAUCCAUCUCUGACCUGAGAUCCGUGCAUACGAACGGCAGCGGCUUAGAUUCGCUUACCGCCUCACGGAGGUCGCUCGACGACGAUCGACCUGCAAACCCCCUCUUUGACGACGACGAUAUGGACAACUACGGAAUGGUAGACUCAGUGCAGAGCUUGGACCAGGGUCUGUCGAGGCAACAGACCCCUGAUAAGCAAGUAGUCCAGGCCGUAGAGCAAGCACUGACGGACAUCUUGGAUGAUCCCAGGCCGCAGACCGCCGAAGAUCUCCGAGCCUCUCUGUUCGACACCGAAGACAACAUGUCGAGCCUUUUUGGUAACGAUAAUGACUCUAACCGAGGUUCGUUUGAUGCUGGUAGACCUCAGUCCACGACAAAAGAGGCUGGCAAGCCUACUCUAUCGUCAUUGGGGCUGGUGAGCGCCGCCUCUCGAAUCGGCGUAUUUGUAGACGAUGACCUCUUUGGGGACGAGGACAAAUAUCUCCCGGAUGGAAGUGACGAUGUCGAUGAAGACGGCCAAUCCGACGAGGAGGACGAGAUCCACGAAGCCGCGCCUGGCGACCUUGGAUUGGCGGAAGCCAUCACAGCGCUCACCAACGACAUUGAUCGCUUGGUGGCACAAGAGGCGGUCAUAGAAUCCUUGACGAAGAAGGCAGAGCUCACGAACAACGCAGCAGAGUUGCGGAUCCUGAAAAAGUCAAAGAUGAGUCUACAAAGGGAGAUUCGACGGAAAGAAUUGCAGCGACAACAGUACGUGAUACAGGAAAGCGACAACAGUCUCUACGGAAGGUCGGAAAUCAGGAUCAAAUCAAUCCAGGUGGGGCGAGAGGACGAUGGUCGAGAGUUUGCUCUGUAUGUCAUCGAAGUCCAGAGGAACGCGGGUGAGCAGAUGCCGGCGUCGUCCUGGGCUGUGAUGAGAAGAUAUAGCGAGUUUCACGAACUGCACCAAAAGCUCCGCUCGAGAUAUCCCUCGGUCCGGAAUCUCGACUUUCCCCGCCGCCGUGUGGUGAUGAAGUUCCAGAGCGAUUUCCUCCGCAAAAGGCGUGCAGCGCUGGAGAAGUACCUGCGGGAGCUGCUGCUUCUGCCCGAUGUGUGCCGCAGCCGUGAGCUGCGAGCAUUUCUAUCGCAGAGUGUCAUCGCGCCAGGCGCCGCGGAUCCGAUGGACCGAGAGAACAAGAAGGACAUGAUGACUCGCUUGUACGACUCGGUAGCCGAUGGCAUGGAAGACAUUCUCGGCAACAUCCCGGUGCUCGACCAGAUCUCGGUCGCGGGACAGAACUUGAUUGCGGCGGCAACCAACCAGCUCAACACGAUGCCGCUCAACACCGGUGAAGAAACAUUCCCUGCUGCGGAGGCCGAGGCUGAGCUGGACGCCUUUGAAAACAAGGAGAUGGAGCCGUUCAUCAAGCCCAUCUGCGACAUCUUCCUUGAAGUCUUUGAGCUCAACAAGGGGAACAACUGGCUACGAGGGAGGGCUGUUGUGGUGGUGCUGCAGCAGCUGCUUGGCGGAACGAUUGAAAGGAGAGUGCGAGAAAACAUCAAGAUGGCGGUGCAGGAAGAGUCGCUGCUUCGAUACAUGGGAAUGCUACGAAGCGCACUGUGGCCGGACGACGAGCUGGUUCGGGAUCGGAAACCACGCACCGCUGCGGAGAAGAAGAAGACGCGAACCGAAGCCAGUCUGAUGCUCGCAACUCUGGUGCCGGACUUGGCGGGAAACGUUGUAGGACGGGUCAAUGCUCAAGCGGCAAGCCGACGCCUCUUUGCAACGUUUAACAACUCCAGGCUCAAGUAA